Molecule: messenger RNA, 387 nt
Organism: Linderina pennispora
Lineage: Eukaryota; Fungi; Kickxellomycota; Kickxellomycetes; Kickxellales; Kickxellaceae
Exons: 1
Biological process (GO): coenzyme A biosynthetic process
Molecular function (GO): dephospho-CoA kinase activity
Source: RefSeq, a predicted model, not a curated record
UUCCCGCACGUCGCGCUGGGCGGCACCUUCGACCACCUGCACAUUGGCCACAAGAUCCUCUUGACGGCCGCAGCGCUGACGGCAACACAGAAGCUGACCAUCGGGGUGUCUGCCGAGACCUUGCUGGUGAAGAAAAAAUACAAGGACUAUCUGGAGCCGUACCGGGCGCGCGAGCUCGGCGUGCUUUUGUUCCUGCGGCGGAUCCGCAAGGACAUUAUCUUUGAGCUGGAGCCCCUCUACGACAUCUACGGGCCAACCAUCGUCGAUGCGUCGGUUGCCGCGCUGGUCGUGUCGCAGGAGACGCUGAAUGGCUGCGAGGUGCUGAAUGAUAAGCGCGGCGAGCGCGGAAUGCCGCCCAUGCAGAUUCUGGCCGUCGACUUGGUGUCG